Messenger RNA from Pipra filicauda (Wire-tailed manakin), 472 nucleotides. It is a transcript of the gene SMIM18, whose product is annotated as small integral membrane protein 18. Lineage: Eukaryota; Metazoa; Chordata; Aves; Passeriformes; Pipridae. The record is from RefSeq and is a predicted model, not a curated record. The transcript has a single exon. Bases 59 to 352 code for a protein of 97 amino acids.
UUUUGUGUUUCAGCCCCCAAAUCUGUGACGGCGAGCACGCUAAGACAACUCCUGAAGAAUGGCAACCCUCAACAGCACUCACUGGAACGAGACUACGUCCAUUUCCCAGUAUCUGGGCUUCCAGGUGCAAAAAAUUUACCCUUUCCAUGACAACUGGAACACUGCCUGCUUUGUUAUCCUGAUCAUAUUCAUCUUCACUGUGGUUUCUCUGGUGGUGCUGGCUUUCCUCUAUGAACUGCUGGACUGUUGCUGCUGUGUGAAAAACAAGACUGUGAAAGACUUGGAGAACGAACCCAAUCCUGUCAGAGCCAUGCUGAACAGCUUCAGGAAGCGUGAAACAGAGGUGGUGUAGGAGGGACUGAGCACCAGCACUUGGAGAACGUUUGACACCGUGAAUGAAGCCUCUUGUACCUUACAAAUGAGCAAGUCACGUGCUUUUUUGAUUUGGUCUUAAAUAUAACAGGUUGUAAUU